GGCAGGUCCUGAUAAUCCUGUCUACAAUCCUACAGUAACAGCUGAACUGCCGGGAGAGCUGAAUAUUAGCAAGACGGAGGACGUGAUUGUAUUCAUCGUUCUGAAACUUUCAGACUGGAAGAAUCUCCCUGAAUUGAAUGAAAACCGACUGGUUGGCCUGAGUGUGAGAAACAGACGAAUCACUGGACUUAAGAACCGUGUCAACAUUAGCAUGAGUUCUUCAGCAGGACUGAAUCAAACCACAAGACCUCAAUGUGUGUUCCUUAACAACACAAGUCAAGCGUUGAGCACAGAGGGCUGCCUGACAUAGUGGGAGUACGGUCAGGAUCAGGUGAUCUGCUCUUGUGAUCAUCUUACAUACUUUGGAAUUCUCAUGGUAUCCUCUUCUCUGUCCUCCACCGACCAGCUGAUAUUGUCAAAGAUCACGGAGAUUGGCUGCAGUAUUUCUCUGUUUUUUCUUGUGGUCACAGUUUUCAUCUUCUUCACCAGCAGCAAAAUUAAAGUCGAUGAUUCUACAAAGAUCCACAUCCGUCUUGCAAUCGCCUUGAUCCUCCUCAACCUGCAUUUCCUCACCACUGAGAUGGCUGCAGAAUCCUCCUCUCCAGGCCUUUGUUGUUACGUGGCUCUCGCUAUCCACUACUCUCUGUUGGCCACUUUCUGCUGGAUGGGCUUGGAGGGGUUCCACCUCUACCUUCUCAUCGUUAAAGUCUUCAACAUCCACAUCAAUAGAUACAUGUUGAAAAUCAGCGUGGUGGGAUGGGGUGUUCCAGCAGUCAUCGUGUCGGUUUUGCUGUCAAUCAACAAAGACUUUUAUGGCAGAUAUACUUUCGUGGAUUCUUCAAACUCCAGUAGUACUGCAAUAUGCUACAUAACUGAUGACAAAGUAAAGUGGGUGACCACAGUGGGAGUGUUUGGUCUGAUGUUCCUCUUUGUCACGGCUGUGUUUUCGGUAACAGUCAGAAAUAUGAUGCCAAACUGCUGUCAGAAAGAGUUCAGGCAGAAAGACUGGAGAGGAUUCAAGCAGAACGUGUCCACCGUGCUGGUCCUCUUCACUCUGCUGGGGAUCACCUGGGGACUCAUCUUCUUCUCGUUUGGUCAUCUGACCACUCCUGGCCUCUACCUCUUCUGCAUUUUAAACUCACUACAAGGUUUUUUCAUCUUUCUCUACUUCAUUUUAGCUCUAAGAAAAACCAAAGUCAUGAAACUUUCACCAAGUAAGAGACCGAAGACCACAAACUCCCUGGAUAUUUUGGAUUAGCAGCUCAUCCAAGUGGACUUGUGCUCUACAGUCAUGGACCUGUGUUCAAUUAACUUAACUGGUAAACGAAUCAGGAUCUUUCUCUUGUUACCAGCCAGUAGGGGUGCUGCUAGGUCAACCAGAUGAAUGUAACUAAGGCUUUUUCCCACCUCAGAAAUGUGUGCAAAUUUGAGCUCAAUUAAAAUGUAAGCAAAAUUCCUGAAAAAAGUGUAAACACCAGACAAUUGUUUUGAAUGGAAAAUAAAGAAACAUGCAUCAAAAAGAUCCAUGAAUGAGUACGUUAACUAUAGCAGUAAAAUCUGACCUUAACAUUGGAGUCAAUGGGAAUGACCUCUUUUGUAAUAGCACUUCACUGGUUCUUUAAGGAGCUGCAACAUUUUGGUACUUCCUGAUUUAUGUCAACUUUGGAAAAUGAAAGGUGGGACACAGAGUAAACGUAUAAAGAGAAAUCUUUCAAAAGUUACCACUAGAAUACUCUUGGAAAGGCCACGUUGACUGAAGGGCCACUCCAAUGAUUUUGUUAAAGUGUUCCCAGUUUAAGAUUUAUUGAUUUAUAUGGUCUUAAAAUGACCUCAAUCAAACAAUUCACCGUACAUUAAAAGUAAAAAAAAAAAACAAUAGCUGAAAUAAAGAUAAAAAGAGUGGCAUAAAAAACAGAUAAAGGCAAAGCUAAACAAUAAAACAAUAAAAACACACCAGCAGAGCAGAGUUCAUGCUGUGUCAAAGGCCUGCCAAAA
Messenger RNA from Oryzias melastigma (Indian medaka), 1995 nucleotides. RefSeq names its product adhesion G-protein coupled receptor G2-like. Lineage: Eukaryota; Metazoa; Chordata; Actinopteri; Beloniformes; Adrianichthyidae. The coding region runs from base 374 to 1258 and encodes 294 amino acids. The transcript has 10 exons. Gene Ontology annotation, cellular component: membrane. Gene Ontology annotation, molecular function: G protein-coupled receptor activity. Gene Ontology annotation, biological process: adenylate cyclase-activating G protein-coupled receptor signaling pathway; cell surface receptor signaling pathway. The record is from RefSeq and is a predicted model, not a curated record.